UCCAUAAUGGAGUUGAAGUUUAGGGUGAUCAAAUGGUUAUCACUAACAUUAUUGUUAAUAAUAAUGAUUGUUGUGGGUGAUUUACAGGUAUCUAAUGGGUGUGUCGAGGAAGAAAGAAUGGGUCUGUUACAUAUCAAGUCCAUGUUUUUAUCCUAUAGUUCCUCUCAAAUCUCCGAGGAUAAUCCAUUUUCUUCAUGGAUUGGAACUAAUUGUUGCAAUUGGGAUAGAGUUCAAUGUGACACUUUUGGCACCCAUGUGGUGGAUCUCUUCCUCUCCAAGUUGUUGGAUAGAUAUUAUUCGAUGAAUCAAAUUUAUUAUUUGCUCAAUGUUUCACUAUUUCAAAAUUUUAAAAAAUUGAAAACUCUCGACUUAACUUAUAAUGGAUUCAUUGAUUUUACUAAAAAACAAGGAUUCAACAAAUUUUCAAGCUUCAACAAAUUAGAGACCUUAAAUCUUUCUAGAAAUCAUUUUGGAAAUAAAGUUCUUUCAUCUUUGAGUGGACUUACAUCGUUGAAGAAGUUGAUGCUUAAUAGAAAUAGCUUGGAAGGGUCUAUCACUUUACUUGGUUUGGAAAACUUGAGAGAAUUAGAUCUAAGUGAAAAUGCAUUGAAUGGCACACUACAAAUGCAAGGAGUGGAUGGUUUUUCAAGUUUGAAAAACUUGGAGAUUCUAAAUCUUGGACAAAAUAAUCUCAACGAUAGUAUUUUUUCAUCAUUGAGAGGCCUUAAAUCAUUAAGGAUUUUGAAUCUUCUUCAUAAUGAUGAUCUAGGAGGAAUUAUUCCUACAAAAGAUAUUGCAAAAUUAAGAAGUUUAGAAAUCUUAGAUCUUUCCGGCCACAACUAUUAUGGUGGAGUAAUACCCUUAAAAGAUUUGAAGAACUUAAGAGUGUUGGAUCUAUCAUAUAAUAAAUUCAAUAGCUCACUACCAAUACAAGGAUUUUGUGAAACAAACAGUUUAGUUGAGUUGAAUCUUAGAAAUAAUCAAAUCAGAGGAAAAUUUUCAGAAUGUGUUGGAAACUUCACUAGACUUAAGGUAGUUGAUAUCUCAUACAAUCAAUUCAGUGGAAAAAUUCCAACCACCAUUUCCAAACUCACAUCAAUGGAGUACUUAUCUUUUCAUGAAAAUCACUUUGAAGGCACUUUCUCAUUCUCCUCCUUAGCUAACCACUCCAAGCUUUGGUAUUUGAAGCUAUCAGGAAGAAGUAAUAUAGGAAACAUUCAAGUGGAAACUGAAGAAGUACCUGAAUGGAAGCCUACAUUUCAGUUGGAAAUUCUGUCACUGCCUAGUUGUAACCUCAAUGACCAAACUACAUCAAAAAUCCCAAGUUUCUUACUCUCACAACAUAAGUUGAAAUACCUUGAUCUUGCUCAUAAUCGCUUACUUGGACAUUUUCCUUUCUGGUUGUUACAGAAUAACUAUGUGUUGGAGCACUUGGAUUUGAGUAACAACUCACUUAGUGGACCACUUCAAAUCUCCACUUGGAACCAUAGUUUGAGGUUUUUGGAAAUUUCAAGUAAUCAUUUCAGUGGUCAGUUGCCAACCCACUUGGGUCUCCUUCUUCCACAAGUUGAGAACUUCAAUAUUUCAAGAAAUAAUUUUGAAGGCAAUCUUCCUCCAUCUAUGAAACAAAUGAAUAUGCUAAGUUCGUUGGAUGUAUCAAACAACAAAUUUUCUGGAGAAGUGAAAAUUUUUAUGUCCAACAACAUGCCUUCACUAGCAAUCUUGGUUCUAGCAAACAACAACUUUAGUGGAAGCAUUGAGGAUGAAUGGAAAAAAAAAACACAGUUGAUUGUAUUGGACAUAUCAAAAAAUACGAUAUCGGGCAAAAUUCCUAGUUGGAUCGGUAGUUUAACGUUACUUCAAUAUCUCCUAAUGUCAAGAAAUCGUUUUGCAGGUGAACUUCCAAUACAAAUUUGCUCCCUUUUUAAACUUAAAAUGUUGGAUGUCUCUCAAAAUCAACUAGUUGGUGAAGUGCCCUCCACUUGCUUUAAUUCUUCAUCAUUGGUUUACUUAUACAUGCAAAAUAAUGGGUUCUUCGAAGCUAUUCCACAGGUAUUAUUGUCCGAAACCAGCUCAAGUUUAAAAAUUAUUGAUCUCAGCUACAACAACUUUUCUGGACAUAUUCUUAAAUGGCUCAAUAAAUUUAGAAGCUUGCGGGUUCUUCUGUUGAAAGGGAAUCAGUUAGAAGGUCCAAUUCCAACACAAUUAUGUCAAAUGAGACAAAUAAGUAUUAUGGAUCUUUCCAACAAUAAACUCAAUGGAUUAAUACCUUCAUGCUUCAAUAAUAUAACAUUUGGAGAUAUAAAAGCUCUAAAUUUUAGUGCUUUUGAGGCCAUUAUUUAUUUCAUUGAAGAUGGAACUAUUGAAAAUUGUAGGCCCCCCCGAUACGACGGACAAUGUUUAACACGUCCACCAAUAAUACAAGUGCAAGUGCAGUUUACUACAAAACAUAGGUCUGAGAGUUACAAAGCGAAUGGUUUAAACUAUAUGUUUGGACUUGAUUUAUCAAGUAAUCAGCUAACAGGUGUUAUUCCACGACAAAUUGGGGACUUCGUACAGAUUCAUGCCAUAAAUUUCUCUUACAAUAAGUUGGUAGGACCAAUACCAAAAGUAUUCUCAAAUCUUAAACAAUUGGAGAGCUUGGAUCUUUCCAAUAACUUAUUGAGUGGAAAUAUUCCUUUUGAACUUGCUAUGCUCGACUUUCUUUCUAUCUUCAACGUGUCAUACAAUAAUCUAUCAGGUAUGAUCCCAACAUCACCACACUUCACAUAUCCUGAGAGUAGUUUUUAUGGUAAUCCUUAUCUUUGUGGACCAUAUAUUGAACAUAAAUGUUCAAUAAGCCAUUUUCCCCCGAUAGACAACCAAUUUGAACCGUUGGAAGAAGAAAAUGGAGUAUUCAUUGAUUUAGAAGCAUUUUGUUGGAGCUUUGCGGCCUCCUAUAUCAUAAUACUGUUGGGUUUUGUAGCGAUUUUGUACAUAAACCCACAAUGGCGUCAGAGAUGGUUUUAUUUUAUUGAAUCUUGCUAUUAUUAUUUUUGCAAGUGUACCUAA
This is a messenger RNA of Benincasa hispida (wax gourd), 3051 nucleotides long. RefSeq names its product receptor-like protein 15. Gene Ontology annotation, molecular function: protein binding. NCBI's taxonomy places the organism in Eukaryota, Viridiplantae, Streptophyta, Magnoliopsida, Cucurbitales, Cucurbitaceae. The record is from RefSeq and is a predicted model, not a curated record.